GUGAGCCGAAUGACUCUCGGCGGGCUAGAUCGUAACCCGGCGUAUCUCGGUCGACCCAGUAACCCACAGCAUCACACUAUGUCCUACAAUCCCUUCUUACUUCACAGGUCCAUGGACUACGGGAUGGGGUCGCUGAUGCCCCCGCCCCAGUACCUGCCGGCGUUCGGGGGUCUGCCGUCACCCAUCGGUUUCCCGACUUCCAUGGGACUUCUGCCUAAGUUUACGGUGGGUCCCGGUCGCUCCCCGCCUUUCAUGGGGGACAUGUUAGCGGCAUACCACCAUCAGCUUCAACAGAUCGGGGCCGGCAUGGACAAUAACGAUGCCGAUGUGAGAGACGAUCCCAAGGUGGAACUGGAAGGGAAAGAUUUAUGGGGGAAUUUCCACGAGCGUGGAACCGAGAUGGUGAUCACAAAAUCCGGCAGGCGUCUUUUCCCUGCGUUCAAAUUGCGAAUCUCUGGACUUGAUAAGAAAGCUAAGUACAUACUUCUGGUGGACGUUAUACCAGUUGACAGUUACCGGUACAAGUACCACAAUGGGCGCUGGCAGGUCGCGGGCAAGGCUGACCCGGAAAUGCCCCGGAGGGUCUUCAUCCACCCGGAUUCCCCGUGCACAGGCGAACAGUGGAUGGAAAAGGUCGUCUCCUUCCACAAACUCAAGCUUACAAAUAACAUAUCCGACAAGAAUGGCUAUGUAAGUAAUGGAUAUUUUAUCCUGAACUCCAUGCACAAGUAUCAGCCUCGCUUUCAUUUGGUGAGAGCCAAUGAUAUUCUUCGCUUGCCAUACAGUACUUUCCGCACUUAUGUGUUUAAAGAGACUGAAUUUAUAGCGGUGACAGCGUACCAAAACGAAAAGAUAACACAGCUGAAGAUUGACCACAACCCGUUUGCCAAAGGAUUCCGAGAAAAUGGGAACGGCAAGCGAGAGAAAAAACGUCUAGUCUCUACUGCUGAUGGUGAAAUCGUCGUCCAUGAUGAUGACGUCAGAGACAGUAACCAUAGUGAUGAUGACGACAUGGAGGAGAUUGACAUGGAAGAUGUUGAUGACAAACCUCUGCCAAUCAUCACACCAGAACCCACCGACAAGAGUGAAUCCCAAAAUGUCAGCAGCCCACCUGAAGCUGUGUCAGUCAAAGAGGAUCCGAAAGAGGCUUCGUCCCAAGCCUCACCCAGUCAACGAGAAGCCAAGUCCCCAAGUAUCGCGGAAUCCAGAAGUUCCACGCCAAAAGACGCAUGCAGGUCUCCACCCUCAAGGAAUCGCUCACCUCACCAACCCUUGGUUCGUCUGCCGAUGAUGGACCCCCACGCCAGGGGAUCACUUCCGGUGUCCCCAAUACCUCACGUGCCAAGGCCUGCAAUCCCAUCUCCAGAACCACAAGUGACCCCCGCGAGGACCCGGGAACCGCACUCUCCGGCAGCCGCCGUGAAGCCUUCCCCAGAGUUAAAGACCCCGCCAAAGUCACUGGAUGAACCUCGGCAUCGUCACGAUCGGUCACCAGACCUUAAGACCGAGAAGUCUCCGUUGUCAUCGAAGUUCGUCAGCCCGCCAAAUGUGACAGUGAUCCAGCCUACAGCCACGCACGCCUCCCCCGGCAGUUUGUCCUGCUACUGCCCCAGUGUCAGUGCAGGGACUAUGUUCAGUUCGGGCAUGUGUGGGCUCCCCUCGUCCUGCUUGCCACACCCUAUUCCGGGACUUCCCGCACCCUCCAGCGUGCCCAGUUUGUCCUCUACCUCCGGACAGUCCCCUCUCAACUCACACGCCAUGCUGGCCUAUUUUCAGUUUCAGGCGGCGGGGCAGCACUUGGGGUUGCACCCUAGUUAUCCUAGCAGCACAGCUCUCCCCGGAGGCUGCAGCAAACCGUGUACCUCUCCGAACUGCAACUGUCACUAUGGACCCGUGUUUCCUUCAAGGCCCGGCAACACCUCGCGAUUCUCACCUUACGUUGUGCCCAGCUCCUCACAUCUCUCUCCAAAAUCAAAAGACAGUCUUCCCAGCUCAAGACAUUCUCCCCAUUCCCCCGAUGGCUUCGGACUAAGGAAAGACCCCAUGUGCAAAUGUUGUGACAAGUGAUAGUAACCAGUGAGGACAUGUAAUGGCCUGUCUGAUGAAUGAAGCAACCUCAAAAGUUUUCACAAAGUUAAAACCAUCACCAUCAUCAUCAUUAUCAUCAUCCUAGUGGGCUUGCGCAUGCGCCACAUGGAAGAAUGGUCCCAGGCGUGCUGGGACGAUCACCGCAAUAUCGGGUUCAAGCUUCAGCCUGUGUGUACAUGUCUAUUCAUUCCACGUCGUCGUUGUUGUUGUUACUGUUGUGCAUAAUACGCCGUGAGGCGACCGUCUAGUCAGUGUGGCUACACUUAUUAUUUGACUGAGGAGCAGGGAGACAGGCUUCUAAGGGGAAAGUGGAAUUCAGCAUAGAAUGGAGAGGAGCGGGUGGGCAACUGCAGAAGAUGGAAAUGUGCUAUCCAUACAACUGACCCGUCCAUUAUGAUCAGUGAGCUAGGCGUUUUGUCGUUACUGGCAGAUGACUGUGCUAUUUGUCAUAUCCUGGUCGAAAGUUGACAGUACACUGACAUGCUUCGAAUUGUAAUGAAUCAUAGCAACUGAUGGGAAUUUAUGGAAGAAGUUAAGUGACCCGACCCUCCACUUCCGGUCACCAUAUCGAGUCACUGUUCGUCGUGCAUAGCCGCAGAUUCGGACUCUGACAUCGGAUAUAUCAUUUAUUACCUCAGAUUUCGCCAGGCGUGGGCUGCCUGCAAACCCAACAAUCGUCAUGCAAAAUAUCCUAUUACUCUGUGGAAAACUGAUGACACCGUUACUUUUGUAGAAAUAAAUUUACAUUUGUGUAUCCAUUUUAUGGUGAAAAAUCAAACAUCUCUGUGUAGAAUAGAUUAGUCAUAAAUGUCAUUAGUACAUCAAGAUUGUCAAGAUUAAUUUACAGUGAUUGCAGCCAGCACAACCGAGUAAUGUGCAGUUGUGUUGCGUCGUCCUAUGUUUUUGCUGACAAUAUUUUAUGACGCGUGUACUUGUCCACUUGUGCGUAUUGUCCACUUAACCCAAGGCUGUCCUGAACUCCAUGCUGAAUGUCUGCACUUUUAGUGCUGAAUAACUUAACUUAAAUUGUGAUAUGUAUGAA
This is a messenger RNA of Liolophura sinensis, 3130 nucleotides long. Its product is annotated as T-box transcription factor TBX2-A-like. Gene Ontology annotation, biological process: cell fate specification; regulation of transcription by RNA polymerase II; positive regulation of DNA-templated transcription. Gene Ontology annotation, cellular component: chromatin; nucleus. Lineage: Eukaryota; Metazoa; Mollusca; Polyplacophora; Chitonida; Chitonidae. Gene Ontology annotation, molecular function: RNA polymerase II cis-regulatory region sequence-specific DNA binding; DNA-binding transcription factor activity, RNA polymerase II-specific. The record is from RefSeq and is a predicted model, not a curated record. The coding region runs from base 10 to 2067 and encodes 685 amino acids. The transcript has 8 exons.